UGCUGCAACAAGUGAUGAAAUCUUUUCCUAUCUUGACAAAUCAUGUCAUGCAAAUGUAUUCUGGGUUUGGUCCUCUGGUCUUCCUACAGAACAACGUCCCUGUUAUUUUGUCAUCUCAAGAAGGCAUCCAUCAGGGAGAUCCUCUAGGACCAGUUCUGUUUUCUUUAGGCAUACAACAAACCCUGGUUGAUUUGCAAAGCAAUUUCCAAGCAAUAAGAGUGCUAGCUUAUCUUGAUGAUGUUUUCUUAGUUGGACCAGCAAAACAUGUCCUUGAUGCUUUUUCCACUCUUCAACCUGAAUUUUUCAAAAUAGGAUUGGAAAUACAGGAAACAAAAUGUGAAAUAUACUGUUCAUACGACAAAGAAGACACCUUCUCUUCUGAAUAUACCAUACCUGUUUCGAGUGAAGGCAUUGUGAUACUAGGAACACCAAUUGGGAAACGUGAAUAUGUUGCACGAGCAUGUUCCACUAUUGCAGAAAAAGGGAAUGAUCUUUGUAGACAGCUUGUCGACUUGGAUAAUGUGCAAGCAUCCAUGUUGCUUCUUAGAUACUGUCAUACCACACGGCUAAAUCACUUAGCAAGAGGAACGUGUCCAGAAACACUGGCACAGGCAGCUACUAUCCACGACAAGCAAACAAAAUCUACCUUCUCUUGUUUGCUAGGAAAUGUUGACAUCACUGGAAAUAUGUGGAAGCAAGCAACAUUGCCAGUAAGACUAGGAGGUUUUGGUAUGACUUCCCUAAACGAAGUGGCACCCUUUGCUUUUGUUGCCAGCUGGGCACAUUCUCUUAAGCUAUUGCCUGAUCGCUUUCCUGCUCUUCAAGAUCAAGUCAACUCUUUAGUGACAUCAUCUAAUCAUGCGAGUGAUAUUGGGCUAACUUUAGAACACCAUCUCAAAGAUAUUUCAACGUUGUCGGAUUUGUUGCCUAACACAAAAAAGUUGCAACAUCGUCUAACAACAGAAUUUGUACAAUCGAAAGCAGAUCAGUUGAUUGAAACUGGUUCUAACCGAGAUGCAGCACGAUUGCGUUCAAUUAGAGGUAAAGGAGCAGGAGCAUGGUUAGAUUCCAUUCCAUCUUCAGAGAAGUUUGCACUUUCAUCUGGCAAUUUUGUCUUGGCGGCUUCUCUCAGAUUGGGUCUACCUUUGUCUUUACCACCUUGGGCCACUAAAUGUGAAUGUGGAAAGUCACUAGAUGUUGAAGGGUACCAUUUACUAACAUGCAAAAUGGGUGGAGGCCCAGUUUGGUCUCACAAUUCUGUUGUUUUGUGCUGGUCUGAAUGCAUGAGCAGUCUACAAUGCCAGCAUCAAAUUGAACCAAAAGAUAGAUAUACAACAUCCAACAAUAGAGCAGACAUUGUUGUGUUUGACUCAACAUGUGGGGGAAAUGUCGAGCUUGAUGUGGCCCUUGCUCACCCCUGGAGCCAGGACAUUCUGCGAAGUGCAGCAACUACGGAUGGAGCUGCAGCAAGAAGAAGAGAAGACAUCAAACAUAACAAAUAUUCUCAAGAGCAGUUGCCUGGAGGGUACACUCCUACCCUUAUUCCACUAGUUUUCGAGCACUUUGGUGGGUGGGGAGAAGAAGCAUCAACGUUCCUCAAUAAACUUUCCAAACUAUAUAGAGAUGAAGAAGGAAGAAACAAUCCCUCAGAUUUUAAAACACAUUGGAGAAGACGCUUGUCAGUACAACUUCAGCGUUGCAAUGCCUCGGUUUUGGCUAGAAAGAUGAUCAGAGUAACAUAUGGACAGAAUACUGACCAGAGUUUAGAUGUUGUUCAACUUUCAAUUCAGUAAACUAAAUUUCGGUUUGUAGGCUCCGUAGGGGAGCUUUUUAAUGCUACUUGUUAUUUGUGUAAUUGUAAUUGUAGUUGUGACACUUGUUGUUCAUUAGCUGUUACUUUAGUUUCAUCUGUAUUAGCUUUGAUGUAUAAAAAUAUAUGAAAAU
Messenger RNA from Corticium candelabrum, 1944 nucleotides. RefSeq lists its product as uncharacterized. The transcript has a single exon. Bases 15 to 1793 code for a protein of 592 amino acids. Lineage: Eukaryota; Metazoa; Porifera; Homoscleromorpha; Homosclerophorida; Plakinidae. The record is from RefSeq and is a predicted model, not a curated record.